AUGAAAGUAAAAACAAUUACUCGGGGGACAUCGUUGACGCGUCUCAAUGAUCAGAAUCCUGUGCAAAGAAAUUUGGACCCUAAUCUCCAUCCAUUUGAACGCGCUCGUGAAUAUACGAGGGCACUGAAUGCAACAAAAAUGGAUCGGAUGUUUGCCGCUCCUUUUCUAGGCCAGAUGGGACAAGGACACCAAGAUGGUAUUUACUCAUUAGCACGAGAUACCAAUUCUUUAAUUGAUUGUUCCAGUGGCAGUGGUGAUGGUGUUGUAAAACUUUGGAAUGCCGGAGAAAGAGAAGAACGGUGGUCUACAAAGGCUCACGAUGGCAUUGUCCGUGGAUUAGUAUUUUCUAACAAUGGUGAUAUACUGUCGUGUGCUUCUGACAAAUAUGUGAACCUUUAUGAUAAACAAGAUGGUUCUGUUAAAAAAUCCUUUUUGGGAGACGCCUCCCUUCUGGACAUUGAUACAUGUAAGAAAGGUCAUAAUUUUGCUACUAGUGGUGCGAAUGUUUCUGUUUGGGAUAUUAAUCGUGACACGCCUGUAUCAAAGUUCGAAUGGGGUGUAGAUACGUUACCAGUAGUGAAGUUUAACUAUGCUGAAACUUCUAUAUUGGCUUCCGCUGGCAUUGAUCGUUCCAUCAUAAUUUACGAUUUGAGGACUUCUUCCCCAAUAGCUAAAAUGGUUAAUAAACUUCGAACCAAUGCUAUUUCAUGGAACCCUGUUGAGCCAUUUAAUUUCAUUGCCGGUAGUGAAGACCAUAAUGUUUAUUUGCAUGACAUGAGAAAUAUGAAACGAGCUCUUCAUGUUUACAAGGAUCAUGUGUCUGCCGUUACCAGUGUAGAUUUCUCUCCCACAGGACAAGAGUUCGUAAGUGGCUCUUACGAUAAGACUAUAAGAAUUUAUAAUGCUCGCGAAGGUCACAGUCGGGAUAUAUAUCACACGAAGAGAAUGCAGAGGGUUACUAGUGUUCGUUUUUCGAUGGAUUCCCAAUACAUAUUUUCAGGCUCUGAUGAUAGCAAUGUUCGUCUUUGGAGAUCUAAAGCAUCUUCACGUGCCAGUAUACGCUCCACCAGAGAAGAAAACCGUCUUAAGUACUUGGAUGCUUUGCGCGACCGUUACAAACAUAUUCCUGAAGUUCGUCGUAUUGCCCGCCAUCGUCAUGUUCCUUCAGUCGUGAAGAAGGCAGGUGAAAUCAAGAGAGAAGAAGUUGCUUCACUUAAGCGCCGUGAAGAAAAUCGUCGCCGUCAUAGCAAGAAAGGUGCAGUGCCUUACGAAAAAGAACGGGAAAAGCAUGUUGUUGCUUUACAAAAGUAG
Molecule: messenger RNA, 1311 nt
Organism: Schizosaccharomyces osmophilus
Lineage: Eukaryota; Fungi; Ascomycota; Schizosaccharomycetes; Schizosaccharomycetales; Schizosaccharomycetaceae
Gene: sof1
Product: U3 snoRNP-associated protein Sof1
Exons: 2
Coding region: 1-1311 (436 amino acids)
Biological process (GO): maturation of SSU-rRNA from tricistronic rRNA transcript (SSU-rRNA, 5.8S rRNA, LSU-rRNA)
Cellular component (GO): nucleolus; small-subunit processome
Molecular function (GO): protein binding
Source: RefSeq, a predicted model, not a curated record